Messenger RNA from Anopheles marshallii, 2103 nucleotides. It is a transcript of the gene DUBAI, whose product is annotated as ubiquitin carboxyl-terminal hydrolase 35. NCBI's taxonomy places the organism in Eukaryota, Metazoa, Arthropoda, Insecta, Diptera, Culicidae. The coding region runs from base 1 to 2103 and encodes 700 amino acids. The transcript has 4 exons. Gene Ontology annotation, cellular component: nucleus; cytosol. Gene Ontology annotation, biological process: ubiquitin-dependent protein catabolic process; protein deubiquitination. The record is from RefSeq and is a predicted model, not a curated record. Gene Ontology annotation, molecular function: cysteine-type deubiquitinase activity; cysteine-type endopeptidase activity.
AUGGCUAUCAACCAAAACACAACCGAGUCGUCGUUCCGUAGCUCCGGGAAUGGUGGCAGUGAUUCAGCGUCGGCCUUGCGUAUGCUACUCGAGCAGUUGCUGCUGCAGAGUGUCAACAAUGGUGAUGCAAACUGUUUUACCGAUGCGGAAUAUCAGAAAAUAUGCGAAUGCAUCGUCGUACUGCUGGUGGCGGAUCAGAUCGAUGCCACUACCAAACACGAAAUACGGAGCCUGCGAUCGCUGGCCGACAUCAUUACGAAACAGUUCCAACAGCUGGUUGAACGGAAAGCUUUCCGCGAGCUGGUGAAGGAUUGUCUUGAAAAGAUGUACACCGUCGAUGCGCUGUCCGUAAAGAAACUUCCCUCGCCGUUCGCUACAAUCAUGCUGGCACUCAUGGACCCUAAGCAAGGUGUUGCGUGGAUUCUGUCGAAAAACAUGAUCGACGAACAUAUCAGAAAAAUUCUCAACGUUUUCAUCGACUGGCUGUGUAAGAUAAAUUUUGCGCCAAACUUAAACGUUUGGAUCAUACAAAUGGUCGAAGGUUUAAUGGCAAAGGGCAGAACAAAUUGCAUUUUGAACGUUCGGAAGGAUAAAUUGAAACAAUGCAAGGAAGUAAUGCUGCUCCCGCACUACCAACAGCAAGUUGGCCCAGUGAUUAGUUGUUUGGAGUCGUGUGGAGAUUUGCAAUCGGACAACGUUCGUUUAAACUAUGCAUGUAACGAACGGUACGAGAAUACUUCUGACGUGGACAAUAGUUUGAUUCGUUCCAAUGCCCGCGUCGGUUUGGUCAAUCUGGGCAAUACAUGCUACAUGAACAGCGUGGUACAAGCGUUGGCAAUGACUAAACAGUUUUGUACGGAAGUUUUACUGAAGCAGAUCGAUGCGCCGCCAUUCUCAGAAAUUCAACAGCUCCUCGCACUGUUGAUCCAUUCACGGCGACCCGAACUAACGCCACGUGCCGUACUGGCAUCAACAAGACCGCCUGGUUUCGCACCCGGUUACCAGCAGGAUUCAUCCGAGUUUCUUAGCUAUCUACUCGAUCGUUUGCACGAGCAGGAGAAAAAGCUGCUGCAUGGAAAUCAGCCACAUAACGCACCUUCACUACCACCUGCUCCAAACAGUGGUGGCGGCGGUGGGGGCAGCACUGGCAGCGAAGGUGGCAAAACACUAGUGCAGAAAACGUUCGAGGGUCUACUUUCGGUUGGGUGUUUGUGUGCAGUUUGUAACAGUGCAAACCACACGACCGAGACGUUCCGGUCGCUCGAUCUUUCCUUCCCGGACGAUAGUGAUCUUUCGGCAUCAGGCGAUGGUACACAUUCGGUCCAGAAGCUGCUCGAUUAUUUUUGCUCGUCCGAGAAACUGGUCGGCGAGAAUCAAUACUUCUGUGAUCGGUGUCAGCAGUUGCGCGAUUGUGAGCGUUCCGUGACGGUUACGGUACCACCCCAGAACCUCAUCCUGACCAUCAAACACUUCCGGUAUGACCAGAUCCGAAACUUGCGCGCGAAGCUAAUGAACAAGAUAUUACACAACGAGGACAUUUCGCUUACCGUGACGGAUGCGGAUGGCCACUGCCGUCAGUUGCACUAUCGCAACUAUGCGGUAGUAGUACAUUACGGUACAAGCAUGGACUCGGGACACUACUACACCUACGCACAAGAUGGUACGGGAUCGUGGUUUAAGUUUAACGACAACUACGUUACGGAAUGCUCAACCAGUGAACUGCAGAACAUACCGAGCCCUAACACACCGUACAUACUUUUCUACCAACUGGUCACAAAUAAUGCUUCGGAAGCAACGGAAGCAGCCGCAAGCAGCCAGGGUCAAACGAUCGGUUCCUCGUACGGUGACAUCGGUGGUGGCAUGCACGAAAACUUUCCCGCCUUGAACGAACUGCCUACCCGGCUGCAAGAGUUUGUACGUGACGACAAUCUUCUGUAUCACCGGGAGGUUCAGGAACAGCGAGACAAGAAAGCCUCCAAAUUACCACUGCUUUCGCUCGGUGGAAGUGGAGGCAAUCGGCGCCAGUCGGACGAUUACGACGAUCCACCGCCAAGCUCGUGCGGUAGUAAAUGGUUGCAGUCGUCAAAUAAUUUUAUCUUUUAA